This is a messenger RNA of Macadamia integrifolia, 3090 nucleotides long. Its product is annotated as leucine-rich repeat extensin-like protein 1. Bases 89 to 2938 code for a protein of 949 amino acids. Lineage: Eukaryota; Viridiplantae; Streptophyta; Magnoliopsida; Proteales; Proteaceae. The record is from RefSeq and is a predicted model, not a curated record. Gene Ontology annotation, molecular function: protein binding. The transcript has a single exon.
GGGAGGGGAGGGGCGGGACGCGGAGUGGUGUCUAAGCAUGUGAAAUACUCUUCUCAAUCCGACGACCAUCGAAGCCCUAGCCAUCAUCAUGUUCUUGCCUGCUGCUCCUCCGCUACCUCUUCGUCUCUUCUUCUGCUGCCUUGUUGUUAAUCUUUUCAUUCAAACUUUAUCAGUUGCUGCUGCCGUUGAAGGCGAUACGUUGACCGUCAAUCCACCACCUUCCUUCAGCUUCGAGAACCCGAGGCUUCGCAAUGCCUACAUUGCACUCCAGACAUGGAAGUCCUCCAUGUUCUCCGACCCUUUCAACUUCACCGACAACUGGUUCGGCCCCAACGUUUGCUCCUACUCCGGUGUCUACUGCUCCUACUCCCCAUUCAACUCUUCCAUGCGAGUGGUGGCCGGUAUUGAUCUCAAUCAUGCCGACAUUGCAGGUUUCCUCCCACCUGAGCUAGGCCUCCUCACGGAUCUUGCCCUCUUUCACCUCAACUCCAACCGCUUCUGUGGCUCCGUCCCCAACACUUUCCGCCGUAUGAAACUGCUCUACGAGCUGGACCUCAGCAACAAUCGCUUCGUGGGGCGCUUCCCUCACGUGGUGCUGUCCCUGCCCACCCUCAAGUACCUGGAUCUUCGCUUCAACGAGUUUGAGGGAUCCAUUCCUUCCCAGCUCUUCGACAAGGACCUUGAUGCACUCUUCAUCAACGACAACCGGUUCCGCUUAGGCAUUCCUCAGAAUCUGGGCAACUCUCCCGUCUCGGUACUGGUCAUGGCCAACAACGAUAUGGGUGGUUGCAUCCCAGCCAGCAUUGGGAAGAUGGGUCCCACCCUUAACGAGAUCGUCCUCAUCAAUGACAACCUCACUGGCUGUCUCCCACCACAGAUCGGCCAGCUCACCCAACUCACCGUCUUCGACGUCAGCUUCAACCAUCUCCAGGGCUCCCUCCCUGCAGUGAUUGGCCAGAUGAAGCUUCUGGAGCAGCUAGACGUGGCGCAUAACAGGUUCACGGGAGUUAUUCCGGCGUCGGUGUGCCAGCUACCGAGGUUGAAAAACUUCACCUAUUCCUAUAACUACUUCACGGGAGAGGCACCGGCGUGUGCGGCUUUGGUUUCGGGUGGAGGAGAAGUGGUGGAGGUGAACGGUCGCAAGAACUGCAUUUCUGGAAAGUCUGAUCAACGGACUCCCAAUGAGUGUUCCUCCAUUGCUGCUCGCCCAGUAGACUGCAGCAAGACCAAAUGCAGAAGAUCAGGGAGACCUGUACCAUCACCACCAACGCCGCCAACUCGAGGUGUGUCACCAAGACCAUUUGUGAAGCCUUCUCCGCCACCUCCAUCUUUCAAAAUAUCGCCAUCUACGAGAUCUCACACUCCUCCCCCGCCUUCUUUUGAAAUUUCGCCAUCUACGAGAGCUCACUCUCCACCACCUUCUUUUGAAACUUCGCCGUCCACAAGAUCUCACACUCCUCCCCCUCAUUCUUUUCAAAUUUCACCAUCCACGAGAUCUCAUACUCCUCCCCCGCCAUCAUCAGGUUCAUCGUCGCAAGAUAGACUGCCACCACCCACGCAGUCCUCCAAUUCCACGCCAUCACCUCCACCUCCACCUCCACCUCCGCCGCCACCACCACCCCAUUCUCCACCUCCUCCAACUUACUGGACCCCUGAAGCUUCACCUCCGCCCCCGCCACCACCUCACCAUUUGCCUCCAUCUCCAAUGUACGGGACUCCCAAAGCUUCACCAUCUCCUCCUCCUCCGCCUCCGCCUCCGCCUCCGCCUACAAUGUAUUACACUCCAGAAGCAUCACCACCACCCCCUCCAGCUUACUGGAUCCCCAAAUCAUCACCUCCUCCACCACCACCUCCAACUUAUACUAUCCGCACCCCUGAAGCAUCUCCCCAGCCAGCACCAGCACCAGCACCAGCACCAGCACCAGCACCUCGUUCCCCUUGUCCUCCAAGUUAUUUGAUCCCUGAAGCAUCACCCUUGCCACCAACAUCCCUUCCAAUUUAUUUGAUCCCUGAAGUAUCACCCUUGCCACCACCACCACCACCACUACCACCAUCCCCUCCAGCUUACUGGGUCCCUAAAUCAUCACCUCCCCCACCACCACCUCCAACUUAUAGUAUCCACACCCCUGAAGCAUCACCCCAACCAGCACCAGCACCAGAACCACCACGUUCCCCGUGUCCUCCAACUUAUUUAAUCCCAGAAGCAUCACCCUUGCCACCAACAUCCCCGCUUCCUCCAAUUAAUUUGAGCCCUGAAACAUCACCAUUGCCACCACCAUCCCCUUCAAAUAACUACCAUUAUCCACCGUUGUUGCCGCCACCUCCAACUUAUUUGAUCCCUGAAGCAUCACCGUUGCCACCACCGACCCAUUCAAAUUACAAUGUACCUCCAGGGCCUAAGGAAUCAUCUCCACCAACACCUGCUACUUAUUUUUACACAUCACCCCCACCUCCAAAUCACGCAUCAUCGCCGCCGCCGCCGCCACCACCACCACCUCCUGCACCUGCUACUUAUUUUUACACAUCACCCCCACCUCCAAAUCACAAAUCACCGCCACCACAACCACUGCCACCUCCAUCACCACAACCGCCACCUCCUGCUACUUAUUUUUACAUAUCACCGCCACCUCCAAAUCACGCAUCGCCUCCGCCACCUCCUACAUAUCUGUACACAUCACCACCCCCUCCACAUGUUGAGACUUCACCACCUACGCAUAACGUAAAAUCUUCCUCUCCGCCGCCACCAGAAAAGUUAUGCACACCCACAAUGGGUGGUCCACCGCCAGAAUCUAGGACGUCUCCUGUGAAUCAAUCACUAUCACCUCCUCCUCCUCCUCCUCCUACACCACAAUGGUAUCAGCCAACACCGUCAAAUCCUCAGACGCCUCCGCCAUCAAUUAGCUACUGGUAUUCAUCACCACCACCGCCAUCUACAUGACCACCACGAAGCCACUGCCGCCGAUCAUAGGAGUAUCGAACGCAUCUCCACCUCCCCCACCAAUUCCUCUUUAUUAUUGAUUGGGAUUUUACAGCUGUCCAUCCAAACAACUACUGUAAUUUUUCAGUUUUUUUUGUUUUUUUGUUUUUUUU